UCACAAGGUCGUUUACUUUCCUACAAUUUCCGGAGAGAAAGAAUAUCAUCAAGUAUUCUCCCGGAAAAUUUAUUGAUUUUCUCGUGAAAAAUGUUCUAUCUGCGAUUACAAUUUUUCCUCUGAUUCUUUCUUGCUUCACUUUCUAGUAUACUCAUUCUUCAUUUUCAGUAAAAUUAAGCCGAAGAGAGAUUUUUUUUUUUUUUUUUUAAACAGAAAAAAAUGCAGAGAGUGAGCUUUGAAGUGUCGGGUUCAGGCUACAACUCCGACGCCGAAAGCAGCGGCUACAUGAGCGGUCCGAUGAGCGGUCAACUCCCUCCGGUUUACAAAAAACCAGCGAUCAAGAACUCCGGAUUCUCGGGGGAGCACAGGCGUCCCCAGGCGCCGUACGUGGACAUCACGGUAGACGUCCACGACGACAGGGUAUCCGUAAACAGCCUCAAAUCCCCCGGGUCGGAAGGCGGGUCCAGCGUCGAAGAGAGUCCAGAGCUCACGCUUCUGAAACGCAACCGCCUCGAGAAGAAAACGUCUGUGGUGAAGCGUCUAGCCUCUGUUUCUCACGAGCUCAAGCGCAUUACGUCCGUCUCUAGCAGUAGUACGAGGAAGGCGGGUCGCGGCGCGGCGAAGUUAGACCGGACGAAAUCGGCAGCGGCUCAGGCUUUGAAGGGGCUUAAGUUUAUCAGCAAAAACGACGGUGGCGCGGGAUGGUCCGCCGUCGAGAAGCGGUUUAAUCAGAUCACGGCGACGACCGGUGGGUUGUUGAUUCGAACCAAGUUCGGUGAGUGUAUUGGGAUGAACUCGAAGGAGUUUGCAUUGGAGUUGUUUGAUGCGUUGGCUAGACGAAGGAACAUAACGGGGGAAGUGAUCGAUGGAGAUCAGUUGAAAGAGUUUUGGGAACAGAUCAAUGAUCAAAGCUUUGAUUCAAGGCUUAAGACAUUUUUUGACAUGGUGGAUAAAGAUGCUGAUGGUAGACUUACCGAAGAUGAAGUUAGAGAGAUUAUAGGUCUUAGUGCAUCUGCAAACAAUCUAAAUACAAUCCAGAAGAGAGCUGAUGAAUAUGCUGCACUUAUCAUGGAAGAGCUGGAUCCAGACAAUAUAGGCUACAUCAUGUUGGAGAGUCUUGAGACACUGCUUUUGCAAGCGGCGUCACAGUCUGUAAUAACAAGUACUGGGGAGAGAAAGAACCUGAGCCAGAUGAUGAGUCAGAGGCUUAAGCCUACGUUUAACCGCAACCCAUUGAAGCGAUGGUACCGUGGACUCAGGUUCUUCGUGCUAGACAACUGGCAAAGAUGUUGGGUUAUAGUUCUAUGGCUCAUAGCUAUGGCCAUACUCUUUGUAUACAAAUACAUCCAAUACAGGCGUAGCCCGGUGUAUCCAGUGAUGGGAGAUUGUGUGUGCAUGGCUAAAGGUGCAGCGGAAACGAUUAAGCUGAACAUGGCUUUGAUUCUCUUACCUGUUUGCAGAAACACCAUCACAUGGCUUAGGAAUAAGACCAGGUUGGGUCGUGUUGUCCCAUUUGAUGAUAAUCUCAACUUCCACAAGGUUAUAGCGGUGGGGAUUUUAGUUGGAGUAACGAUACACGCCGGUGCACAUUUAUCUUGCGAUUUCCCACGGCUACUAGACGCAACACCAGAACAGUAUAGGCCUUUAAGGCAGUUUUUUGGGGAGGAGCAACCACAGAGCUAUUGGCAUUUUGUAAACUCUGUUGAAGGUAUAACCGGACUUGUAAUGGUUCUGUUGAUGGCGAUUGCUUUCACAUUAGCCACUCCUUGGUUCAGAAGAGGGAAGCUUAACCUUCCAGGACCGUUAAAGCAGCUAGCUAGCUUCAAUGCCUUUUGGUACACUCACCAUUUGUUCGUCAUAGUCUACGUUCUCCUUGUUGCUCAUGGAUACUACUUGUAUAUCACCAAAGAUUGGCGCCAAAAGACGACUUGGAUGUAUUUGGUGGUACCAGUGGUUCUAUACGGGUGCGAAAGGUUGAUACGAGCAUUCAGGUCCAGCAUCAAGGCAGUGACUAUUAGGAAAGUGGCAGUUUAUCCAGGAAACGUUUUGGCAAUACAUUUGUCAAGGCCUCAAAACUUCAAAUACAAGAGUGGUCAAUACAUGUUUGUUAACUGUGCUGCUGUAUCUCCAUUUGAAUGGCAUCCAUUUUCAAUCACCUCUGCACCACAAGAUGAUUACCUUAGUGUCCAUAUUAGAGUUCUUGGAGAUUGGACAAGGGCUCUCAAAGGAGUCUUUUCUGAGGUGUGUAAGCCACCUCCGGCAGGAGUUAGUGGUCUGCUGAGAGCCGACAUGAUGCAUGGUGCAAAUAAUCCCGACUUUCCGAAAGUCUUGAUCGAUGGUCCAUACGGUGCACCAGCGCAAGACUACAAAAAGUACGAGGUGGUUCUGCUGGUUGGUCUCGGAAUCGGAGCCACACCAAUGAUCAGUAUCGUCAAAGACAUUGUCAACAACAUCAGGGCCAAAGAACAAGCCGAACUCAACCGAAUGGAGCAUGGAACAAGCGAACCACAACAACGAAACAAGAAAGAGAGUUUCAGGACACGUAGGGCUUACUUCUACUGGGUUACGCGUGAACAAGGCUCUUUCGACUGGUUUAAGAACAUAAUGAACGAGGUCGCGGAAAGAGAUACCAACCGUAUCAUCGAGCUUCAUAAUUAUUGUACAAGCGUCUAUGAAGAAGGUGACGCCCGUUCUGCGCUUAUACAUAUGCUUCAGUCACUGAACCAUGCAAAGAACGGCGUCGAUAUUGUCUCUGGAACAAGAGUUAUGUCCCAUUUUGCUAAACCUAAUUGGAGAAAUGUUUACAAACGCAUAGCCAUGGAUCAUCCUAACACUAAAGUUGGAGUAUUCUACUGUGGAGCACCAGCAUUGACAAAGGAGCUAAGGCAUUUAGCUUUAGAUUUCACCCACAAGACAAGCACUAGAUUUUCCUUCCACAAAGAGAAUUUCUAAAGGAACACACUGAACUAAAAGGCAUAAGCAACAACAGCAGGAAAAAAAAGAUGCAUGACUUAUGUUUAUCGUAAUUUCACUUCUUUUAUACAAUUUACUUAAUUAUAUAUGUAUACUUGUAUGUGCGCAUGCACCACCCACUUGAGUACUUGACUGUAGAUUUCCU
This is a messenger RNA of Brassica oleracea var. oleracea, 3118 nucleotides long. RefSeq names its product respiratory burst oxidase homolog protein C. The record is from RefSeq and is a predicted model, not a curated record. Gene Ontology annotation, cellular component: plasma membrane. NCBI's taxonomy places the organism in Eukaryota, Viridiplantae, Streptophyta, Magnoliopsida, Brassicales, Brassicaceae. The transcript has 10 exons. Gene Ontology annotation, molecular function: NAD(P)H oxidase H2O2-forming activity; peroxidase activity; calcium ion binding. Bases 220 to 2952 code for a protein of 910 amino acids.